Messenger RNA from Rattus norvegicus (Norway rat), 433 nucleotides. The record is from RefSeq and is a predicted model, not a curated record. Lineage: Eukaryota; Metazoa; Chordata; Mammalia; Rodentia; Muridae.
UCUUUCUUCUCAUUUACAUUUUGGUCAUUUGUUUAUAUUUUCAUGAAAUAUAUCUAUGGAAAUUUGUCCAUUUUUAUUUUUUAUUGUUUUGCUUUCCUUUCUGUGCUUUAAAGAUAAAGUGAUUGGCUUUUUCUGUUCUCUUCGGUGCUCGCCCCUGUGCUGACGCCAUGCCUCGGAAAAUUGAGGAAAUCAAGGACUUUCUACUCACAGCCCAGCAGAAGGAUGCCAAAUCUGUCAAGAUCAAGAAGAACAAGGAUAAUGUGAAGUUCAAGGUCCGCUGUAGUAGGUACCUCUACACCCUGGUUAUCACGGACAAGGAGAAGACAGAGAAGCUAAGCUGUCCCUGCCCCCAUGUUUGGCAGUGAAUGAGCUGAGAUGAACCGGACCUCUGCAUGUGACUAUUAAAAACCCUGAAAAGUAAAAAAAAAAAAAA